AUGACCCAGGACAGCCACGCCUUCACCGGCACCGAGACCCGCAACAUCACGUUGUACAUCAUCGGCAUCAUGACCUACAAGUUCUCUCUCGAGACCAUGAACGCAUGCAUGUCCGGCAUUGUCCUCAACCGCCUCGCACAGUCCGCUGGACCGGGUGUCGUCUGGGCCAACCUCGUGGGCAUCAACCUGGGCUGCCAGUGCCUCGGCUCGCUUCUUGUCGGGCCCCUGGUCAAGCGAUACCAGGCCAAGAACGUCCUCUCGCUGGCCAUCCUGCUGUUUGGCAUCGCCGUCGUCACCAUCCCGAUCCUUGAGGGCGCCACGGGCGGCACUAUCCCCGCCGUUCUCAACAAAGGCUCCAGCAUCAAGUCGACCUGGGGCGGGUGGACCCCGUAUCUCAUCUUUGUGUUCUUUCCCCUUGCGGGCAUCUUCCAUGGAAUGGUCGAGCUCAUGCGCCGCGUAAUCCCCGCCGAUCUUGUGGGAGGCGAUGCUCUCAAGCUCAAGCGCCUCGAUGCCACCGUCCAUAUCUUUUACGAGAUCACCGGCACUGCCGGCGCCAUCCUGGCUUCGAUUUGGAUCAGCUACUUUGGCUGGGGCUUUGCUCUCGGCUUGCUGCCCGUGGGCUUCACCCUCUCGUCGUGCAUCUGGUUCCUGAUCACCACCCGGCCCGAGCGUAUCAAGUUGCAUGAGGAGUUCAAGCAGGCCGAGCGAGACAUUCCCUUCGGCCAGCGGCUCGGCGCCGUUGUCUACUCGUUCUUCCACUCGGUCUACUUGGGAGCCAGGCUUGUCUGCAGCCAGCGAGCGCUUGUCUGGCUCCUUCCGGCCUACACACUUCCGCUGGUUCUCCACCGCUAUCUCGAAAACACCCUGGCGCCGUUCUAUGCAAAGUCGGUCCUUGGCAACUCGGACAUGCAGACCAUCAUGGUUGGUGGCUCCAACUUUGGUGAGCUGCUUGGUGCCCUGACGGUGCUGUUGCUGGCCCGACAGGUCAAGACCCCGAUUCCCUUCCUGCGCCUCGAUGCCAUCCUCCUGCUGCUCAUUUGGGCGCUGCCCUUCAUUCCGGUCGACAAGUCCGACAUCGUUGGUUUCACCUGGAAGCUCACCCCUCUGAUGGCCACGAUCUCGUUUGGCUGGGCCGCGGGCGAUGUCUCGCUGGCCGCCUUUGUGCAAUCGCGCCUCGAGGACUAUGCCAACAUCGACAAGUACACCUCGCCGCUCAGCGCCGUCAUGUCGUUCCUGUACGUCGCCUACCUGCUUGCAUUCUACAUCCUCAACCUGCUCAUGGGCACUGUCCGCGACGACUUUGUCCUCAACAACAAGAGCCUCCGCGACCUGUUUAUCUACAUUGGCGGUGUCUUCAUGACCCUCGCGGGCAUCGUUAUCGUUGCCUCGACCUUUAUCCCUCGCGGAUCCUUCGCCAUGAACCCCGACCCCGACACUGUCGAGUUUAACGAUGACAUCCAAGUCACUGGAAUCGACAAGAAGCCUGCUGACGAGAAGAAGGGAGAGCUGGACGACACCAAGGUCGUGUCUCUGAUCGCCGCCUGA
Polychytrium aggregatum is the source of this 1545-nucleotide messenger RNA. RefSeq lists its product as uncharacterized. Gene Ontology annotation, biological process: transmembrane transport. The record is from RefSeq and is a predicted model, not a curated record. The transcript has a single exon. Gene Ontology annotation, molecular function: transmembrane transporter activity. The coding region runs from base 1 to 1545 and encodes 514 amino acids. Lineage: Eukaryota; Fungi; Chytridiomycota; Chytridiomycetes; Polychytriales.